Messenger RNA from Cannabis sativa, 1509 nucleotides. RefSeq lists its product as uncharacterized. The record is from RefSeq and is a predicted model, not a curated record. The transcript is spliced from 2 exons. Gene Ontology annotation, molecular function: zinc ion binding. NCBI's taxonomy places the organism in Eukaryota, Viridiplantae, Streptophyta, Magnoliopsida, Rosales, Cannabaceae. The coding region runs from base 533 to 1243 and encodes 236 amino acids.
AAGAAAAUAGCAACAACACCGUUUCACUUUCCUUUCUGAGUGAGUCCUACAAGUCACUGCAAAAAAAGAUGAGUGUGUAGGUUCAUCCUUGAACACAUGCCGUAUACUAGCCCCCCCACAUGCGGCCCCAACUGUAGUUUUUCUUGGGUUUUCCUUUUCGAAGACACUGCUCGAAACUGACACAUGCAACUGAGAUGGUAAAAAGAGAUGAAAGAGGUAUUGAUGGAUAUUUAUUUAUUUACACAUGUAGACUUGGUCAUAUAGAUACAGAACAAGACAGAGAGAGAAAUUGAGUCUGAUAUAUUUGACAAACAAGAGGAGCGAAAAAAAAACACACACCAACAACUCCUACUACCCCACAACCACUGGUUUUCUUCCACUGUUUUACCUCUUAGAAUUCAUAAUAGUUUAAAGCUCAAAGCUCUUUUAAGUUUAACCCUUUAAAGUUGAAGGCCUCGAGCUCAAACUUUGUUCUACAAGGCUUCUUCUUUUGAUCAUUUCAUGACUUUUCUCUUUCUGGGUUUUAGUAGAGAUGUCAGCUGUUGAUGGGAGUCUAACCCACCAUGAUGAUACAGAGGCUAAUCAAGAGUGCCACCAACACCAACACCACCAUCAUCAUCGCCAUCGUCGAUUUCGUCGCCCUUCUGUUGUAGCAAGAGGAGGAGGAAGAGGCAGUGAGGUACCACUCUCCGACGAAGAUUCAGACGACCAGUCUUGGCAUUCGCGGUUUGGGUCCGGGGCCGGAGGUCGGUCCCAGUUUUCUAGUGACAUUGAAGGUUUGACUGACCUUCAAAUAAGCUCUUCUUCCGAGUCAGAGGUGGAUUUGGAGAGUGGAGCCUUGGAGAUGAAAGUGCAUUUUGGUAAGGCGGAAAGAAGAGAUUGUAGAAUUUGUCACUUGGGUUUGGAGAGCGAAAGCUCAGACUGUGGUGCUCCGAUUGAGUUGGGUUGUUCUUGUAAGGGUGAUCUGGGCUCUGCUCACAAGCAGUGUGCCGAUACUUGGUUCAAGAUCAAGGGUGACACAACAUGCGAGAUUUGUGGCGUCAUUGCCGUCAACAUAGCCGGCGAAAGGAUAAACGAGACAAACACUACUACUGUGACCGAUCCGUUGACAAUGACAACAGCUGGAGCUCCUGUGAUCCUUGUAGAGACCAUCUGGCAUGGCCGCCGCAUUAUGAAUUUCCUGCUUGCCUGCAUGGUUCUUGCCUUUGUUACUUCCUGGCUUUUUCACUUCAAAAUUCUUUGAUGAUUCCACCCUUAUUACCUGUAAACCUUAUGUAUCAUCCGUUUUUUUUCUCUCCUUCCAUUAUUAUUUUCAAUGGCACAAUGUUGAUUGAGUUAGAAUCAACUCCAUAGUCGAUUUGUCGUUUAUAAUAUACAUAGCUAAGCUUCCAUGGUUCCAAUCCCAGACUGAAUUUAUUACGAAGGUCAGAUAAUUUUGGCCAAGUUGUUAAAUCAUCUUCGGUAUUUUUCACCUGCAAGACAUAAUAAUAUGUAAAAUUGUGAUAUUUA